UAGGUAAAGAAACAGCUUUAACACCUUCGGCCUUCAACCCACCCAAUCUCGGGGUUUUCAUAUCACGACGCAUUGCAUCAUACCUUCGCGCGCUUGUUGGUCUGCAGUCCUCUGCUCUCGCCAACGGCACCUAGACACCCCCUCACCCCCGUCAGCGCGCCUCUUGCGCGUUCGAACCGGCCGCUAAUGGUCGGGCCAUCACAUCCUCAGGCCCGAGAGCCGUUGCCUGACCUCAACGACAACUUCUUCACCCAGCCGACUCCGAUAAUUAGUCACGCGCCAAUGCCCUCAGCCCCGAACCCGGCGCGUCAGCCCCUCCAGAAGGCGGAUCCGAACGUGGUUCUCAACCCCCCCACUGCUGCCGGCGUGAACCCGCCGUCGCCGUUCAAGCCGAACGCGCCGCCAUCUCAUCAAUCACUUGCCCCACCCAACGCCUCGCAGGGCCGCACCCUCACCAUGGUCCCGAUGCUGCCGCCCAGCAAUGCGCCAGCAUGCACAGAUUCCCCCGAGAAAAGGAACCCCGUCAUGUCCCGGUUUAAAACUGUCGCCCAGAAGCCCCAGGUAGAGUUUAGCACGCAGUUCACGGGCAAGGAAAACGCCCUCCAACCUCUCUACCCGGCUCCGGCUCAGUCCCAAUUCGACCUAAACAUGGAGAACUACUUUCAGAAGCCUUCCGGGAAGCGUGUUUUGAUGGAGGCCGCGCCAAUCAAGGAACUCCGGCCGGCGAAGAAGCAGAAAAUUGAGGAGCCUCUUCCCGCACAUGACUCGUUCCCGCCAAUCGUCGAUGACGGGACGAAACCGAACCAUAGCUAUGCUACCUUGAUCGCCAUGGCAAUCAUCCGGUCGCCUCAGAGAAAGCUGACUCUGUCGCAAAUCUACAAGUGGAUUUCCGACACGUACUCGUACUACCGUGGGGAUAACACGGGAUGGCAGAACAGCAUCCGGCACAACCUCAGUCUCAACAAAAGUUUCGUCAAGCAGGAGCGCUCCAAGGAUGAUCCGGGCAAGGGGAAUUAUUGGAUGAUUGAGCGGGGAGCGGAGCAUACGGUGCUCAAGGAGAAGCCGUCGAGGAAAGCUGCAGCACCCACCGCCGAGAAUAUGCCCGUCAUGUCGACUCGCCUCGAGCCGCCGCUACCUCAACAACAGCUACAGCCGCAGCUACAGCCGCAGCUCCAGCCGCCUCGCAUGCCUGAGCCCAUGUUACCUCCACAGCUUGCAGUACCCCAGAGCAUCCUUCCUGCGCUACCCCAAGCGUCUUCCCAACAAUUCGCCCCUGCGCUUGCUCCUGCGCCCCCGCUCCCCCAGAUCACGUCUGACGCCACGAUUCCCGCUUCUGACCCCGCCACCAUCGAAGAGGGCGUUGACGAUGCUGUUGAGAAAGGUCUGCUGCACGAAUCGGAGCUGUAUUCGCCUCUUGCGGCCGCCAUGCACUCGUCGCCUCCCAUUCCUCGGAGCCUGAGCGCUCGUCAUAGCGGCACCCCGCCUUCUCAGCCGCGGAUGCAUCCAUCGUCGGCCAGCAAAUCCCGCCACAGGCGAAGAACCAUGCCGAUGGACGACAGCGGUUAUAUUUCGUCUCUUGAGUCCUCAGCCAUGCGUCCGCACCAGCACACCAAGGUCCUCACCUCCGACCCAGAUCGACCAAGGAUCAAGAGGGGACGAGCCGAGGAAGAAAUUGCUCGUCUUCGCGCUUCCUUGUAUGAAAGCCCUUCCAAGGGGCGCUCAUACGGGUACGUCCCCCCCUCUUCGUCACCAAUACGUCAAGCAUCAGGGCCAGAAGUCGGGCAGAUGCUUCCGCCCUUGACUCCCGCGAUGAAACUGAAAGCACCACCGAAGCCGCCGCCGUCGGUCUCGCCCAGCACGAAUCUGCGCCUGCACCGGCAGAACAUCCAGUCCAUGGUUGAUUCGCCCUUCCGGCGCGUGUCUGCGCUUCUUCCCGAGGGCGACUUCCUGGGACAGCAAACGCCUGCCUUGCACGGAGACCAUCUUUUGGAUUUUCUAGAUCAGUCGAGCCUCAAAACACCUGGUUUCGACAUCUUCGAGGAUGCGCCCGAGUUUCCAAACCUAUUCCCGCUUACGCCAUCCGCUCCUCCCAUGGAUUCUCCGGUCAAGCGAUCGAUUAGGAAGCAGCGCUUUGAGCGGUCACAGUCCACCAGCGCAUUGAGCAAUAUCACCAAUACAACCACCCGCAGCGUCUCCAAGUCUAACUCCUUCCUCAAGGUACCCAACCAGGCGCUCACUUUCCCGCUGGAUACACCAAGCAAGGCCUUCGAGGGCCUGCCCUCCUCGCCGAGCAAGCUCUUUUUGGACCUACAGUCGCCGAGCAAGAUGCCCAUGAUCAACGACGAGAACCUGGACGUGUUCAACGGGGUGUUCCUGGACGGUCUCGACACGACAGGCCUGCUCGGGGAAAACGACUCGCCUGAGUUCGACAUCCUGGCCGGUUUUGAGAAAAUUGGCUCGUGCAAUCCCGCGCAGACGUCGCAGGUUGCUGCCACUAAGGCGCCGCUUGGCCGCUCACAUUCCUCAAAUACUUGCUAGGCUCAAGCUACCACGGGCUGAGCAGCGAUUGCUUUUUAUUUUUCCUUGUCUCCUUUGGGCUUUGUGUCUCCGGGUGGGAUGCUCACGAAAUGUUACGAUGACG
Parathielavia appendiculata is the source of this 2641-nucleotide messenger RNA. RefSeq lists its product as uncharacterized. The record is from RefSeq and is a predicted model, not a curated record. Gene Ontology annotation, biological process: regulation of transcription by RNA polymerase II. Lineage: Eukaryota; Fungi; Ascomycota; Sordariomycetes; Sordariales; Chaetomiaceae. The coding region runs from base 187 to 2538 and encodes 783 amino acids. Gene Ontology annotation, cellular component: nucleus. Gene Ontology annotation, molecular function: RNA polymerase II cis-regulatory region sequence-specific DNA binding; DNA-binding transcription factor activity, RNA polymerase II-specific. The transcript has a single exon.